Pseudogymnoascus verrucosus is the source of this 2874-nucleotide messenger RNA. RefSeq lists its product as uncharacterized. The record is from RefSeq and is a predicted model, not a curated record. The transcript has 5 exons. Bases 619 to 2130 code for a protein of 503 amino acids. Gene Ontology annotation, molecular function: RNA binding. NCBI's taxonomy places the organism in Eukaryota, Fungi, Ascomycota, Leotiomycetes, Thelebolales, Thelebolaceae.
UUACGGGUGUCCAUUCAUCCCACUGCCGUCUUUGGUCCUCCCUCCCUUUCCACACCCACCUUCCACCUCCCCACCUUUUGUCCUCGAUCCCUCCCUCCUCCAUCUCUAAUACCAACAUAUCCUCAUCGACCCAAGGCCGUUGUGAGAUUUUUGAGAUUUGAGGCGGUGGUUUUCUACUUCUCUCAUCUCUUCCUUCUCCCAUAUCUUCUCCUUUCUGCUUGUGUUUCUUCCCUUCUACCGGGUCCUAAGUCAUAAUCGUCGUCAGUCGGUGUCAUCGCAUUGAUCUUCCUUCCACGUCUUUCGAUUUGUUCCAGUCGCGAAAGUUCAUCGCUUGAAAUACUCCCUGUCGUCGAUUCUCUUCGACUUGCCUUUCCAAUCAAGCUCAUUUCAAGAUCCGAUUCCUUCGAAUCAUUUCGAGUCCUUCCAAGUCGAUUCUUAAUACUACUGUUGGGGACCUGCAACGCGAUUCAUCUUAUACUACGAUCCUAAGUACAUCUCGAUUUUAGACUCCUACGUAGUUUCAUACUCGUCGGACUCUUCGCAUCGAACAAAGGCUCGAGUUGCGCAGUCACUUUUGCAGCGAAAAAAAGCACAGUAAUACUUCACAACGUACAGACGAUGUCUGACCAAGCCCCUCCUCCGCCCGGGACGCAGCUCCCACCUCCACCUGGAACUGCCGGUGCUCCAGGCUACGAGAACGGCCAGAAUGGCAUGGGCAACCCGCACAUGCCUCCUCCGCCGCUCCCACCUGUCAUCAUCCCGCAGAACACGAAUCCCAUUCCAACAGCUAUAACCUCGCCGAUGUCGGGUGAGAAUGGGGUCAUCAUGUCUCCAGAUAGCCAGGGCGGGUUCGUUCGUCGUGCGGCCCCAGAGCCAAAUAAGCGUGCGCUCUAUGUUGGUGGACUUGAUCCUCGCGUGACUGAGGAUGUCUUGCGCCAAAUCUUCGAAACUACUGGACAUGUCCAAAACGUCAAAAUCAUUCCCGACAAGAAUGUUGGUGCUUCAAAGGGCUUCAACUACGGUUUCGUCGAGUACGAUGACCCAGGAGCAGCAGAGCGUGCUAUGCAAACUUUGAAUGGCAGACGUGUCCACCAAGCCGAAAUUCGUGUUAACUGGGCAUACCAGUCCAACACAUCUAAUAAGGAGGACACCUCUAACCACUUCCACAUCUUUGUUGGUGACCUUUCGAAUGAGGUUAACGAUGAGGUCCUUCUUCAGGCAUUCUGUGCUUUCGGAUCGGUUUCUGAGGCAAGAGUGAUGUGGGACAUGAAGACCGGAAGGUCCCGUGGUUACGGAUUUGUUGCUUUCCGUGAGCGCCAAGAUGCUGAAAAGGCUCUUAGCUCAAUGGAUGGAGAGUGGCUCGGAUCCCGCGCGAUACGCUGUAACUGGGCGAAUCAAAAGGGCCAGCCAUCGAUCUCCCAGCAGCAAUCCAUGGUUUCUACUGGACUUACUCCAACUACACCAUUCGGCCACCACCACUUCCCGACCCACGGUGUCCAAAGCUACGAUAUGAUUGUCCAGCAAACUCCCCAGUGGCAAACCACCGUCUACGUUGGCAACCUUACGCCAUACACGACCCAGAACGACCUUGUACCCCUUUUCCAGAAUUUUGGAUACGUUGUUGAGACCCGCUUCCAGUCUGAUCGCGGCUUCGCUUUUGUUAAGAUGGACACACACGAGAACGCUGCUAUGGCGAUUUGCCAACUGAGUGGCUACAACGUCAACGGCCGCCCAUUGAAGUGCAGCUGGGGCAAGGACAAGGCACCUUCUCAACCAGGGUUUGAGGGAACCCCAACCGGCUACAGCCCUCAGAGUGCUCAGACUCCUGCCUACCCUGGGACACCAUCCGCAUAUUUCCCCCAGUACGGUGGAAUGCCACCUCAACAAGGCCCCCCAUCAGCCGGACCCAUGCCUAACCAGCAGUCCCCAGCACAGUAUGGUGGCCAGCCAGGCGGCUACGGAGGACCACCUCAACAGUCUCCUGCCGGGUAUGGAGGCCAGCCAAUGGGAUACGGUGGCCCACCAAGCGCAGGUGGUUACGGCCGUGCACAACAGACGCCGACCGCUCAAUGGAGCCAACCGGCCUCUCAAGGGUUCGGGCAAGCUGGUUUUGGUGGCUACCAAGGCUAGUUCGGGUCCUAAAUUCGACUGAACCGCUGACCUCUCUCCCCUGAUCAUGUUUUUGGGUGGCGGCGUGUGAGUCGUCAGGUGCGGGGUUUCGGUUAUCACUUACUUCUUCUGUUCCCUGCGUUUUUAAUUCGGUCUCUUCAUGACGACGACAGAGCGACAGUGGGAACCAUUUGUUGGAUAGUUCACAGCGAUGAUUUGCCUAGGGUUUUCUUAUUAUAGCAUUCUCUCUCUCACAAUCGCCCCAUUUUCCUCUCCUCUCUCGUCUUGUGGCAAGGUGCAGAAGCUAUGAUAUCAUGUUGUCGUCUCGUGUCUUCAAAUCAACAAAAAGCAUGUGGUGUUCGUUUUUUUCUGGGAUAUGUUUUUAUGUGCUUGAAACUCUGGAGGAUUAGUUUCUUCCUACCUCUUUCUACUACUACCAACCUCUACUCCACGAUGAGGCAUAUAAUUUGCGUGUUUUUGGCCCCUUUGUAUGCUCGGUUUAUUUUUCUCGUGUUGUGUGUGGUGGUGUGACGAGUUUGACGAAUUCUCUAUACUAUCGUGCGACUACCCCCUGGCUGUUUUAUUUUUUUCGUAGCGCGCCACUGGCGCCUGCCUGUCAUGUAAUGAUGGUUUUUGGAUGGAAGAUUGAUCGGGAUCUUUAAAUUGGAGACGUUUAUUUGAAGGGCAGGGAGAGUUACUUCUGGCUGUGGUGGGAGUAGGGGACUGAGAAUGAAUACACAUAGUCUUGACUAUGGAUAAUUGAAG